Rhizophagus irregularis DAOM 181602=DAOM 197198 is the source of this 358-nucleotide messenger RNA. The record is from RefSeq and is a predicted model, not a curated record. NCBI's taxonomy places the organism in Eukaryota, Fungi, Glomeromycota, Glomeromycetes, Glomerales, Glomeraceae.
UAUGAAAUUUUGGAAUGGAUACCUUAUGAUAAAUUGUCAAGUAUUAAUUAUUAUAAUAAAGGAGGAUUCAGUGAAAUUCAUAAAGCUAUCUGGUUAGAUGGACCUAUUUUUAGUUGGAAUUUUGAUAAAAAACAAUGGAAUAGAUGUAAUUUUCAAACAGGUUAUGAGGUUAUUCUUAAAACACUUAAUAGUUCAUCAGGUUCAGAUGAUAAAUUUCUGAAUGAGUGUAAGUAUCAUUAUAAUUGUCAGAAAAAUUCAUUUUCAAAAUUUAUUCAGUUCUUUGGAAUAACCCAAGAUCCAAAUAAUUUAAAUUAUAUAAUAGUAAUGAGUUAUGCAAAAAAAGGAAAUUUGAGAAAAU